Molecule: messenger RNA, 7923 nt
Organism: Uloborus diversus
Lineage: Eukaryota; Metazoa; Arthropoda; Arachnida; Araneae; Uloboridae
Gene: vri
Product: nuclear factor interleukin-3-regulated protein-like
Exons: 2
Coding region: 1373-2827 (484 amino acids)
Biological process (GO): regulation of DNA-templated transcription; circadian rhythm
Cellular component (GO): nucleus
Molecular function (GO): DNA-binding transcription factor activity; DNA binding
Source: RefSeq, a predicted model, not a curated record
UUGAAUUUAUAGGCAAUUGUUAGAAAUAAGGGCAACUUCACCAAUUGAUUAUAGUAUUGUUUCUGAAUUCUAAUAAUAUUGUCAAUCGAUUGAUAUUCUCCAAUUUAUCCAGAAAAGAAUUUUGUAAGGACCGGAUCAAAGUUUUGUUUGGACUUCAGUAAUAUGAAUUUUCCUUGUUUUAGUUUUGGAAUCAUAAUAGUAUAUGACCUGUGAAAAUGUUCCAAGUUUGCUUCUUAACUUCAAAAAAAAAAAAAAAAAAAAGUGAGAGAGGAAGAGAGAACGAAAAAAAAAAGGAAAUUGGUAUGAAGAAAUAUUGGUUAUUCAAACGAGUUUUCUUUUGAGCAACAAUUUUCGGUUAAUACGGUAAUAAUUCACUCAGGGUGCCCUGAACUUGGGGAUGGUGGAAAGUCUUAAUUUAAUUUGCCGAAUGGAACUCCAAAUUUUGCCGAAUAAUGAUAAAUUUGCCGAAUAGAACACAUAAUUUUGUGGAAUGAUGGUAAUUUUAUCCAACAGAACUCCAAAUUAUGCCGAACUAGUUAAUUUCGCCGAAUCUUCAGAUAAAAUUUGCCGAAUUAGGACAUUUUGGGGGAGGUCACUGUGACCUCCCGUGACCCCCGAUCGAGACGCCCCUGGCUUCUCUCCAGAAUUAAGAAAUAAUUUGGCACACACAAAAAAAUGAAAUUAUUUUGCUGAGAAGUAACCUUCAAAUCAGUAUAUUAAAAGCUUUAUAUUGCCAAAUUCAGACUAAGAAACAAAGCAAAAAGAUAGAUGCUCGAUAAAUAGGUCAGUGAUACUCAAAACGGAAUUAAAGUACCUCGCACUGCUCCAAGAGGUCGCUUCAGUAGUGAAAGUGCAACAACCGCUUCUCCUCUCCAACUAAAUAACAAAAAAAAAAAAAAAAAGAUUCGAAUGAAAUAAAAGAAAGAAGAGAAAAAAAGACCUCGUAAUAAUUUCCGUGCAUAAGGGAGGCGGAGCAUUGGACUUGGCGAUGGGAUUUGGCGAGCUAUUAAUACAGUUGAGGUCACGUGACGAAAUGAAAACGUAAAGCGUGGUUUUAUCCUACCUCAGAUCUUAGCAUGAGGCUCGUUUUCGUGUUAGUGUAUUAGCAUUACUCCUUUCGCGCGCCAGCGCUGUGUGCAAUUAUUAUGAGUUUCGGUACCAGAGGAAGAGUUAGUGAAGUGUUAGCGCUCAUGUUGUGUUGGUCAAAUAUAUUCUGCGUUUGAAAAAUUUUCUUCAGUCAUCAUUAUUCACAUACAUUUCUUGGAUUUACACUGUGCACCAUAUUUUUACCUGGGAAUUUUUUAAAAAGUCACUCAGAAGAUGUAUUUUGCCAACUUUAUAGAAUAACUUGAUUCUUAACUCUCUGCUCAAGAUGAUGAUUACUGCUACUGAACCUCCCCCGCUGACCAAAUCUCGACUAACUGAGUUAAAGCCCUCAUCCCCACCAUACAGCUCGGCAAGCAUUUCAAUUUCGACUGCGAACUCGGUGCAGACUCUUUUCGCACCCAUCAGCCCGAGCAGUAGUACCAGUAGUAUGUCUCCUAAUCCUUAUCCGACGUCCGGCGCUCCGACUUCAGUUGCGUGGAGCAGUCCCGGUGAAGUUCCAGUUGACCUGACAGCUGCCCUGAAGGGGAAGGAGUUCUUCCCAGCCAGGAAGCAGCGCGAAUUCAUACCUGACGCAAAGAAAGACGACAGUUAUUGGGACCGCAGGAGACGCAACAAUGAAGCAGCUAAGCGAUCCAGGGAAAAAAGAAGACUGAACGACAUGGUCUUGGAAACGAGAAUGAUUGAGCUUACAAAGGAAAAUGCACUUCUCAGGGCAGAGCUGGUAGCUCUGAGAGAUAAGUUCUCCUUACCUCCUCAAUCACUGGUCACUUCCGAGCAGAUGCAGCUUCAUCUCCCUUGCCCUCCUGUAGAAGUGAGAAAUCGCAGAAGCAAGUUACUAAGCUCACUCAUGCCAAAUGGAAGCAUGGCUGCAGAAACUGGAAUGAUGAACAACUCAUCGGGGCUCUUGAGUCAUUCCCACGUCACCAAUGGUGGUAGUCCGGAGCAUCAAGUCCAUCCCAUGAUGCCUCAUUUACACAUGAUGGAUCCUGUUCAGUGGCAGGAAUGUCACGAAAAUGCUCUUAAGGAGUCGCAACAUCAUCAGGCAUUGUUGAUGAAUCAUCAACAGCAUCAACAUCAUUUACACCAACAGGUCAUACAGCGUCUUGCAGCAAACGGUAAUAUCAAUCAAAGCGAGUUUGAUCAUAAUCACAAUCAUCGCAACCAUCAAGAAAUCCCUUCUCCAAGAGCUUCACCACGAGCGUCGCCCAAUGCCGAGGAAUCUUGGUCAUCAGCUGACGAACCUCUCCAAGUUCAGGUGCACCAGCAUCACUGCCUGCCUCUCAAGCUACGUCAUAAGACAUUGAUUUCAGACAAAGAUGCUUAUGUUCCUGUCCCGUCUUAUCCAGACAGUGGUCGAAGCAGUGCUAGAGAAGAUACAUCGUCUGAUGGAGAUAGUAGUACCGGUCAUGGUAAAGAGAGUCCUGUUCCCAAGCUAAAUGGUGGUGACUUGUCUCCCGAUUCGGCACCCCCUCGUAAAAUGCCGAGAUUGUCCAGAAGAAGCAAAGGCAUCAGUAGUGAACUUCAAACGGAAAACUUGCAUUUGAGGUUUGAACUUAAAAAGCUGGCUUCUGAAGUGGCAGGACUCAAAGACAUGUUGCUGUGCAACAGACCAUCUCCCAUUGACAUUCAAAAUACUGUUGAUCCUUCUAAAACUCCACCACAUAGCAACAGAACAUCACCAAACCUCGUUGAAAUUCAAGAACCUCAAACUGUUGAUUAAAACCUUCAACAAAAUUGCAUCUUUUGGGAGGCACUUUCUUUGCGAGAAAUAUCCACCGAAAUUGUAGUCCAAAAUCAUUUGUAAACUUAUUGAUGAUGUUCUUUAUCCAAAUUUCAAAAUUUCAUUUCAUUUAUUUAAAUAGUUUUCACCUUGGACAAAAAAUGAAAUUUUCAAACUUCUGCAUUUCAAAACUUGGUAGACUUUGCUUCUUAUGUUUUCGUUUAGCUUUCACUGAACAAUUGUGAAGAAAAUGAAGAAAAGUUUUAAAACUUUAUACGUACAUGAACCUUUAGCAAAAAAACUUUUUUGUGAAAUACGUAUCAUUUUCUCUUUCAUGUGAACCUAAUAUUCGUGCCAAACUAAACUCAAGAGUAACAAUCAUGAUAAAGGCAACAAAAUUUGAAAAAUGUUUUAUAUUCUCAUUUUCUAAGUCAUGUAUGUUUUUGUACGCAAAAAAUGUACUUGUUAUUCUAUAAAUGUCAUCUUCUAUUUAAAAAUUAAAAAAAAAAUUCUUAAAUAUUUGAAAAAAGAAUGAAAUUGAUAUGUUUAAAAAAUAAAAGUGUUUUGAAUGUAACUCUCAAAUCAGCACAUUUUUACCUUGGCACUAAGCCAACAUGUGCUCUUAAUAUAAUCUAAAUCUUUAAAGCACUUCAAAAUUUGAUUUGAUUUUUAAUUAAAAUUUUAAAAAGAAUGGAAAUUUAUUUACUAAAAGUGAACGAAUUUGCAUUAUUUAUAUAAGAGGUAGUGAGAAGCAAAGGAAUGCAAGUGGCAAAAUUAAAAAUUUGGAGAUAACCAGUUAAAAUGGUAGGUGAACAACCCCUCCUCUGUCUUGGGGCAAGAGAUAGUACUGGUAUCCCUGGUAGAUGAUGCUGUAUAACAUAAUUUAGAAAAAAAAAAUCAAUGAAAGCGUACCUAAGUCGUAAUCUUUUUACGCAUUUUACUCAAAACUUGAAAAUGUCCACUUACAUCCCUUUGCUUCUCACUGCCUCAUAUAUAGAUAUUAUAUUUGCAUCUUAAAAAUAAUUCUUUCAAACGUUAGUGUAACACAACGAUACUGGUUACAAAAUAUUAGCGGAACUAAGAAAAAAAAAUUAAACUAAAUCCUAAGAACAACAAUAUUUUAUGAAUUCCAGAAUUUAUUUCCUUGGCUUCAACUUAAUAUCUUUCUUGCUUCCUCACUUAAAAAUACGUUUGUAUUGAAAACUAUUUUAUAAAAUAUUAUUGGUGCUUUGACAUGAUAUAUUAGUUUAUAUAAGAAAAGUGAGUUUUAGCUUUUUUAGGUAGUCCUUCGUAAAGUGAGGAAUAUGAAAGAAAACACUUAAAUGGCCGUUUCAGGUCAUACUUUUCUUUGUACAUAUCUGCUAGCUUGUAGUUCAAAUCCCAACUCAUUUAGAAAAGGUUUUUGAAAUAAUGUGUAAAACUGUAUUGAGAAUAAAAUAUUCAUGGCUCAAGAGUAAGGUGACCAGAUGUCGAAGUUCGAUUUGAAACAAAAAAAAUAUUUUACAAAUCAAAAUAAUUAAUUUAAGUCUUAUUAAGAACAAGAUAAAGUUUUUAAUAAAUCAAAAAUAAACCAAGACGAAAUGAAUUCAUUUUUAAACUAAGCAAAUUUGUAACCUUUCUAAAUUAUUUCGAUGAAAUAGCCUUAUGUUUCCUUGAGGCAUAAGAGUUUUUUAGAUUUUUUUUUUUUUUUUUCAUUUUACAAUAAAAGUUCGCACAAAUUUUUUAUUAGGUGUUAAUGUGGUUUUUAAUUCAUCCCAAAUUUAAUGAAAUUCAUAAUUUAAAUAAAGAAUAAACCAAGAUGAAAUGAAUUCAUUUUUAAAUUAAUCACAAAUUUGUUUCCUUUCUAAAUUAUUUCGAAGAAGUAGCCUCGUGUUUCUUUGAGGCAUGUGAAUUUCUUAGAACUUUUUUUUUUACAUCUUACCAUAAAAAUUCGCGCAAUUUUUGUCAGACUUUGAUUUGGAGAAUGAUAAUUUCCUUUUCAGGGUAAAUUGGGUUACAUGCUAUCAAUUGGAGCCACAAAAAAAAAAGUAAAAAAUCGCCACGAAUACUAAAACUUCGGGACGUAUUGUCACUUUAUUCAACAGCGAUAUUAUUCUAACUUUUUGUGAAGCAUUAAUUUACUAUCACAAUGACAUAUAUGAUGAUUUUUUUCAUUUCAAAUUCUACCUAUAACGUCAUGCUUAUUUUCAAUCAUGUUUUCCACAUCAAAAAUCCUUUCUAGAUGUGUUCGGUUGAAGUGGAUGUAGUUAGACUGUGUAAGUACACUAUUAGUGAAAACAAAUUAUUUGAUCAACUGUAAAUCGUCGAGUGAUUGUCAUGAAGUAAUAUUUUAUUAAUUCUUAAUGUCUGUAGAAAAGUAACAGUUCACUUUGCUCAAACAGGUCUAGUUUCAUCAAAGAUUUAAAACCGUAUUUUGACAUAAAGAUUCCAAGUUACAUUUGUAAUAAAUAUACUCAUGAGCUAAGUCCAAUAAGGGAUCAAUUAUUUGUUAUUGAAGUUCGUGUUUUUGAAACGUAUUUAAUAAUGUUUACAGAUCAUUCACGAAAAAUUUAUGGUGUAAACCUCACAUGAGCUUUUAUUCGUCUAAUAUCGCUUGCAUUUUUUAUUUAUUUAUUUUUUUUUGUAAAAUUAGUACUCUUUAAGGCAGUAGUUUUCAAACUGAUAGUUGAGUAGCCUAAAGGAAAUAUGCGCAAAUAUAAAGAGAGGCUUAAAGUUUUAAAUUUUUGGUUAAAAAAAGUAUUAAUGUUAAAUUUGAGGCAGUUUCAAGGUUAUAUUUUUAUUUGAUAGACAUUAAAUCAAAGAUAGUUUAAAAAUUAUACCUUUUUUAACGGGUAAAAAAUAACUUAUUUGCUACAGGAAACCACAGUAUUAAUAAUUUAAAUAUUCAUUUUAAUGCGUAUGUCUCAAAGUUUUUUGAAUGAAAUUUCAAUGUUUACUGACUACUUUAAACGUGAAUCCACGUCUUUUUAUUUUACUGUUAAUGUUUUGAGCUUUGCAUUUGAAAAUCUAUAUUAUAUAUCGAACUACUUGAACGAACUGAAGAAGAAUUUAUUAUAUUUUUGUAAUAUCUUUGUGCACUUACUUAAAAUUCUUUUAAAUAUAACUCUACCUCAUACGAAAAUAUGUUUCAAAUUUUCGUUUGUAAAUUCAUGUUUGAAAGAUUAAUUUAUUUAGGAAGAAGAAAAAUUAAAAAAAAUUUAAAAAAGAAGAAAACAACGCAUUCUGUAGAAAAAAUUGUAAUCGUUUCGUGUAGGAUUCUGUUAGUUAAUUUGCACAUUUGUUCCUUAAUUUUGUAAGUCACGCGAAAGAAGUCUUAUCUGCAACCGAUUUUAUCAUUAAAUUCGUUUAAUUACGUUAAAAUUCAUAUAUAACAUAGAAAAUAAUAAAUUUAUCUCCUUUAAGUGAAUGCUUUCUAUCAAGAUGUCUGUGAGAGCUUAUCUAUUUAAUUUUUAAAAUAUUUAUUUAAUACUAUGUACUAACACGUUGAGAAGCUCUGUUUCGCAAAUGUAUUAUAAUCUGCAAAUUCAUCAUACCAUUGGCUUUUAAACGAAAAUUCUGAUGUAUGUCAAAUGCUGAUUUUCAUUCCGUCGUGUUUAAACUCAAAAUAUCUGUCCUAUUUCCUGAAGCUCUAACGGAGAACGUGGAAUUAUCCACGUUCUCCGUCUUAUGUAUUUCCGACAACACUAGCAAGAUGUAGGGGGGAAAUAUUUAAUUUCUGAAAUACACAAUGUUAAAGUACAUUCGAUCAUUGCGUCUUUUUUAUGUAGGAAUUUGAAAACAAACCAGAAAGCUAGCCAACGAAUGUAAAUAAUCAUAAUAGUGAUCAAUUCUGUAAAAAGACCUUUCAAAAGACGAAUGACUAUGGGAAAGAAGAGAUGUGUACUAUUUUGAUUUUUAACAUUUAGAAUGUUUGACCUUAUAUAUUUUUCAAAAAUAGCUAAAAUACUUAAACUAAAAUAAUAACUAAAAAUAAUUAAACUAAAAUAAUAAUGUAUAUAUAUAUAUAAUACAUAUGUAUUAUAUUUUUAAAAAAAAUCCUAUCUGCCAAGAUGCGAAAUUGUUAUUAAAAUGCAAAGCGGGAAAAGAUGCUUGCCUUAAUUUUUGAUUUUGAAUGCCCGAAAUGCAGUUGUAGUGGCGCUAAAAAUAUCUCUGAUUGUAAAAGGUAAAAACAGAUAUUUAAAGAAUCAAAAUUAAUCUUUAAGUAUGGUGCAGUAUUGUUCGACAGGAAAAAUUAAUUAAACUUCAGGUUACAUUUUUUUUCGUGUGUUCGCUAAAAGAAUAAAAAUACAAAGCAGAAAAAAAUGCUUGCCUUAUUUUUUUUUUAUUUUUAAUGCGCGAAAUACAGUUUUAGUGGCGUUAAAAAUAUUUCUGACAAUAUUGUGUAGUAUUGUUCAAUAGGAAAAGAAUAAUCAUUAGGGUUUUUUUUUCAUGUGUUCAUUACACCUGACAGCUUAACUUUUAAGAUUAACCCCUACCCUUACAUUCUGGCUAUAAAGUCACCAUUGCAUACAUCAGAAUUCUACUAUCGAAAAAAAUGGAACGUCAAUGAUCUUUGUAAUGAUUCAUUAAAUUUCUUCAUGUCUAGUUUUACUGUGGUGGUUCGACGUUGCAUGCUGUUCUGUAUAUUAUUCGUAUGAAGAAGAUUCCUGUGGUUGUGUACAGUUAUAAUUGUUCACCAGAACAAAUUGUGAAACUCGUCUCUCUGAUGUUGUGAAUGGUAUGCGUGACCAAAUCAUCGUGACAAUGAAUUCUCGUCUUGGAACUGUUAUUGUUUUUUAUAUUCACUUUUCGUUUAUGAUUUUUCAGUAAGCAUUUUGCGAUAGUAAUAUUUAUUACAUUUUCUUUUUCGUAACUAGUCUAGAAUGCGUAAAUGGUUUGUUUUGUCUUAUUGUAGUGACUUUCGAAACGCAGUAUUGUAAUACGUUCUAAUUAAUGUUCUCCGUGAAUGUGUUUUCUUAUACAAAUGGAAUGUUCAAUGAAGACCCUUCGUCCUCUCCUCCCAAAUCGUUAUGUUAUUGCUAAGUUUACAUUCAUUUGCAUUGAUGUCAUUGAUGUUGAAAGUGAUGUUGAGUAAAUAAAAUAUUUUAUUAAUGUUA